AUGAAGGAAGCAGACACGGUCGAGGCCAAUAGUGACGGCCAACAGGUCGAUGAGAAGGUCGGAGAACGGACCUUCUGCAGGGACGAAGUCGGAAGAGGUGUACCGCAAGUGGGUCAGUUUGAUAGCAUGCUGGAGAUGCUGCCGGAGGAUAUGGGUGAUGCGCCGUUUGGCCUGUGGGCCAAUGGAGGUGAGUCAGGAGAGGAAGCGGCGGGUGGGCUGGGGAGCGCCUACCACGAGAAAAACGACAUGGGGUUCAGUUUUGGUGGGCUGGGGCCGGUGGCCGGGGGCGAGGGGACGCAGCCCAUAGACAUUUUGCCGGCAGCCGGCAGAAACAAUUACUUGAACCUGCAGAAUGGGGAGAUUGACCAGCUGUGGCACUUUAAUGUGGACGAGUUCAUGAUGACGCCGAGUGAGCAAUCUGGCAUGAGCGAUGGCGCGACAAUAUCGCAGCCGAACUCGUUCACUUCGGACGCGGCCCUUGGCAUGCCUGGCUCACAGCUGGUCCCUAGCGACGUGCAAGAUGGUGUGCCGUUCUUGGCGGACGCUCGCCCGAUGCAGAGACGCAGCAGUGCUAGCGUGGGCCAAGGCGACAGAGCUUGGGACGGCGUAUUCAUGUCUGGGCAGGCGUUGCGCCCCGGUUAUGAGCAUGACAUGGGAUUCUUUAGCCCUGCUAUAUUCACUAACGGCGCGCGCAUUUUGGAUGGAAGGGCUACAAUGCAAGACAAUCUGCAGGUUCAAGAUUCAGGACCUGGAGAUUUGAACGCAGUACCACGGCCGCUGGCGGCUCCCAAACGCCCUCCUGGUCAUUUGAAGACCAAUUCGAUAGCAGAGGAUGGUCAUAUUCCCCUUUCUUCUCACACAACUACGAACGCGAUAAAGAAAACCCAACUUACAAGACAGCCUUCCUCAUCAUCUCUCUCCUCUUACCGUAAAGGCCCACAGAAUAAUGCAUCAUCUGCUGACGGCUGCACAAAGCCGCAGACGCAAUGCUUCAACUGUAAGACGUUCAAGACACCACUUUGGAGGCGAGACUUGCAGGGCAAUACCUUAUGUAAUGCAUGUGGGCUCUUUCAAAAAUUGCACGGAACGAUGCGACCGCUAUCCUUAAAGAGUGAUGUGAUCAAGAAACGGAAUACAAAGAAGCGGGCCAGAAAGGCGGAACAAGAUGCACAGAAAGCUGCAAAUUCUGUAAUCCCGAGGAAAGUCUCGGGAUCCCUACAACGCGGCGCUACAGACUAUUCUAAUGGAGCAGGAUUAGAAAAUGGCCGGACACACAAUGAACUGCAAGCAAUGAAAUAUCCUUCACGGAGGGUGUAUGGCUCGCCUACUAAGGUUGGUAAUGUUCAAAGUGGCCAUACCGGUAUGGAUUUCGCUGGCGGCAGACAUUAUAGAAAGAGCAGCCAAGAAGUGCCAUUUUUCCCGGUCAACGAGACAUACCGACUGAAUUCAAGCGAUUUGAUGAAGCACAACAGCCGGAUGGCCUCCUCUUCUCAGAAUGGCACGCGAAAAUCACGACAGGGAAGCGCUUCAAGUUCUACUUCGAGCAAGUCAUCAUCCAGACAGGUUGUCCCAAUCCUGCCGAAACCGUCUUCAUUGGAUACAACGAUACCCCACCAAUCUCUCUCGAGCACCAUGUCUCUAUCUAACCUCCAAACUUAUAACAGUACCAUGAACAGUACUGCUUCAUCGCCACGGUACAUGAACUCCCCCAGGGGCAGUAAUGGUGCAAUAUUAUCGGCAACUUCCCCUAUACAGUCAAGCGGUAUGCUAUCUACAUCAGCCGGCUGCGGGUCUGCUACCAUCACUAUUCCUCGAAAGAACUCCUCUCGUGGAGUAUCGCAGUCCUUAUCCUUCAUGGCUCAGUCUUUGCAGCAAUUACAAAACCAAAACUCCAAUACUUUAAGUUCAUCGGCCCAGCAGACGUUACCUGUCUCUAAUGUUGCAGGCAGCGUUUCUCCCCAGCAUCAAACCAGUAAAUCUCCCUCGUCUCCGGAUCUGUUUUCUGACCAGUCUUCUAGAGAUCCGAUGUGCACGGAAUCCAAAUCACAUACUUCCUUACUUUCUCAGCAGCUGCAACAAAAUCAUGGACACAAUGGCCUAAAGCCAGCGCAGCCUCAAUUUCAAUCCCCCGAUACCCCGGCAGCUGUCCCUUCGCAUAAAAGCAUGCUUGUGUCUACUGCCGUCUCUCCAGCGUUGCCAUUUCAGGCAGUGAAUGCUACUGUCUCGCCUAGACAUAGCUACGCAGUAUCAAUGCAGCAGCAACGCGGUGUACUGACUCACGACCAACAGAUAAAGCGUUCUUCGUCCCUAUCGCCAAUGAACGGUGACGCUGCUAAUCCUGCAAGACAUCAAAAGUCGGCCUCAGGCACCCGAAUCAAAGAAAGUGUUAUGGAGGAUUUAGAUUGGUUAAAGUUCAGUAUAUGA
Molecule: messenger RNA, 2424 nt
Organism: Eremothecium gossypii ATCC 10895
Lineage: Eukaryota; Fungi; Ascomycota; Saccharomycetes; Saccharomycetales; Saccharomycetaceae
Gene: GLN3
Product: nitrogen-responsive transcriptional regulator GLN3
Exons: 1
Coding region: 1-2424 (807 amino acids)
Biological process (GO): negative regulation of transcription by RNA polymerase II; positive regulation of transcription by RNA polymerase II
Molecular function (GO): zinc ion binding; RNA polymerase II cis-regulatory region sequence-specific DNA binding; DNA-binding transcription factor activity, RNA polymerase II-specific
Source: RefSeq, marked provisional